Megalops cyprinoides (Indo-Pacific tarpon) is the source of this 775-nucleotide messenger RNA. Its product is annotated as GTPase IMAP family member GIMD1-like. The record is from RefSeq and is a predicted model, not a curated record. The transcript has 2 exons. Lineage: Eukaryota; Metazoa; Chordata; Actinopteri; Elopiformes; Megalopidae. Gene Ontology annotation, molecular function: GTP binding. Bases 9 to 731 code for a protein of 240 amino acids.
GGACAGCAAUGGACCCGCCAGAGCAGGGGCUGCUGUGCCUCAAUGUUCUCCUCCUGGGUAGGCCCCAGGCGGGCAAGAGCGCCACCGGAAACACCCUCCUAGGAAGCUACGAGUUUCAGAGCCGGCUCUCUCCGGGGGCCGUGACGCGGGAGUGCCGGCUCUGCUGGAAGAACUUCCCGGGAUUCCUGCGACGGCAGGGGGUGGAGACGGCACUGCGUCUCCAGGUGCUGGACACCCCCGCCUACCCCAACUGCCUCCUGAGUUCGGAGCGGGUGAAGCAGGACGUGGCGACAGCCGCGGAGAAGGUGUUCCCUGAGGGAGUGCACAUGCUGGUCCUGGUCACGCGGGCUGAUGUCCCCAUCUGUGAGGAUGACCACCAGCUCGUUCACCUGGCUGAGGAGCUGCUGGGCCCAGGGUGGAGGAGUCACACCCUGCUGGUCCUCAGUCACAGUGACCGUGUGAGCGGGGCUAGGCUCAAGGGUGAGGAGUACCUAAGACUGGCAUCGGGAGCCUUCCAAGCCCUGCUGGAGUCUGUGGAUCACAGGUAUCACUUUGUGGACAACUCUGUGGCCUGGCCCCAGGCAGAAGGCAGACCCCUGCUGGAGAAACUGCUCAGAAUAUCCAGCCAAAACAAAUACAGCAGACUACAAAUCAAACCUGGUCAUGUUAAUGACUUGGGUAAGAGGCAACAGGAACGGCCCACACACAAUGAGUCAAUUCAUUUGUCGUAAGUAAAGGAAGAAUGAAUAAUGAAAUUAAAGUGUAGUGUUAGAGU